AUGAAUUAAAUUGUCAGCUUUACUAUUAUUUAUAUAUUUAUUUAUUCUUAAAAAAUGAUUUUAUAUAUUUAUGACUAAUAAUGUACUAUUAAACGUAACAUUAGGUUAGAAUGAAGUAAAUAACCGUAGGUUAGAGUGAAGUAAAAUAGUUGUAUGUAUAUUAUACGUAACUUUCCCGUACUAUAUUGUACAAACAUUUUAUCCCACUGUUAUUAUACAAACAUUUUCCCACUGUUUAUUAUACAAACAUUUUCAAGAUUCUUUUAUUUUAUCCAAACUUAUCGAAAUUCUAUUUAUUAUCCCACUGUUACCCCACCGUUCGAGUUGGAAGUCAAUGUGGCGGUCUGAGAGGGCAUCUUUUUUAAUUAAAAAAAGGUAAUGUCUAUUUAUUACUCAAAUCUUUUCCAGAUUCUUUUAUUUUAGGGUUAAUAUAUUUGUAUGGCCUGAACUUUAACCAAAAUAAACAUCCUGACCAAUAUUUUCGAUCUAACAUCCUGGCCCGAACUAUACAUCAAAAUAACUAAUUUGGCCAGACCCGACGUUUGACCGUUAACUUGGACGGUCAAACGCGUUGACUAACGGCCAACACACCAGGUCAGUGUCAACUCAGCAUAAAUAAACUUAGGGGUCGUUUGGAAGUUGCGAUAGUUUUGUUGAGAUUGUCAUUAUGCAUGUAUUGUUUACAAUGCAUCGUUUUUUUUUUUUUAGCAGAAACAUAACAUGGAUUGUUUCUGUGAUGUGACAGAAACUAUCACUCAUUUUGAGUGAUUGUUAUAUCUCAACUUUUAGUCGUGAUUGUUGAGAUAGUUGAGUUGAGAUUGUUUUGUCUCAGCUUUUAGCUUAUGCGACAUACACAAUCACACAUACCAAACGUUGUAUUCUAAAAUUCAUCAAAUUCGACAAUACAUGUAUAAUAUUAUACAUGCAUUCUCAACAAUACAUCUAUUUAACAAUCGCAACUUCCAAGCGACCCCUUAAAAAAAUUCAUCAAUUCCACAUAUUCUAUAAUUUUGAAUUAUUAUAAUUAAUUUGAAAAAUUAAAAACCCAAAAGUUAUUAAAAAAAGUUAAAAAGAAAAAAAUUUGGGAAAUUACCCAAUAUUCUCUCCAGACAAAUUGGGCAUCCAGAUUCAACGGAAAAAAAUCAAAUUGGGCAUCCAAUUCUUCCCCAAACAACUAACUCUCCAGCCAACCUACUUUUCCCCCAGUUCUCCAUCGUUGCCGUCACACGAACUCUCCAUUGAGGCUCCACCAUUAUAGCAACUGUUCCAACCCCGGCGCCAAACUCCCAGUCCCCACUUUGCCGACAGCGGUGACGACAAGAAAAUUGGUAGGGGCGAAUCGAUGCAGGAAACCCUAGAAAAUCAAUCUCCAAUUAAUUCGCCAAUCACUGUCUCUUCCAAUAUACGAAGAUGGACCCCUUCAAACAAACUCUGUCCAGCUUACAGCAACCGCAACAGCAGGCGACACCUCAGGUUUUGGGGAAAUGGUCACCUACACUGUUCGUCCCGCUCCCGCCGGUGGUGAGUCGGAGGCGGAAUGGUGAGCAUAGUGCUUCCGUGCUGCUGUUGGGGCCAUCCCUCUCCACCUCUUCGACCAUCGCAUCACCCGGAUGAAGAUCCCUCUCCCCACCAGUUGAUGGGCUUUCAAUAUUCAAUCUAACACCCAGAACGGCCAUUGACUGUGUCAGAUUCCACGAAUAGGUUUGUCGCACGAAGGCAGUGGCCAAGCGGUGGUGGCUGCUAGAUCUGGAUUAUUUAAGAAGAGAGGAGAAGGAAUCCGACUAUUGAAUGGGUACCAAUUGAAACUCGUGGGGCAAGAUGGGAUGGCAGAGGAUUUUGCUAGGAUGUGAUUUGUGCGGAACAUGAGGCAGUCGGCGAUAGGGCUGUCAAUUUGGUUUGGUUUGGUUAACCAAACCAUUAAGUAUGAAAAAUCAAAAACCAAAACCAAAACCAUUAAGGCCCUUAUUGGUUUUUCGGUUGCCAAAAACCAAUAAGGACUUUAAUGGUCUUGGUUUUGGUUUGGAUAACCAAAAAAUCAACAUGUACUCAUACGCUCAUAUUUAUUCUCAUUUCCCUCCUUUUUAUUGAAUAAACAUCAUAAUAAUAGUAAAUGGCCAUUACAAAUUAUUGAUUGGCAUGCGUGUCAAAAGAAACAAAAAAAAUAUUUGUUGAUAAAUAAUUUUAUUCUUAUUGGUUUCUAUUGGUUUUUCGGUUUUAACCAAACCAAAACCAUUAAGUUGCUUAUUGGUUUAAAACAGAAAAACUGAAACCAUUAGCUUUCCAAUUGGUUUGGUUUCGGUUAAAACCAAAAAACCAAAACCAAAUGGACAGCCCUAGUCGGAGAAGAGAGAAGAUGGAGGGAUUACGGUGGCAAGAAGGUGAGAGUGAGGGGCUACGGGUUUUUCCUGAAAUUUAUUUUUCAUUUUCACAUUUUUAAUUCAAAAUGGAAAAAAUGAAUAGUAAUAGGUGAAAAUUAAUUGAAAUUUGCUGAGUUGGCUGUGACAUGGCGCGUUGACCGUUAGUCAACGUGUUUGACCGUUCAAGUUAACGGUCAAACGUCGGUUCUGGCCAAAUUAGUUAUUUUGAUGUAUAGUUCGGGCUAUGAUGUUAUAGAUCGAAAAGAUUGGUCAUGAUGUUUAUUUUUGUCAAAGUUCAGGCCAUACAAAUAUAUUAACCCUUUAUUUUAUCCAAACCUAUUGGAAUACUAUUUAUUAACCAAAUGUUAACUCAUCGUUAAAAAUUCUGUUAAUAUUGCUGACUCAACAUUAGGAGUCUGAGUUGGAGCCAACGUGGCAGUCACUAUCCCAUCAUUUUUUUUUAAUUUUAAUUGAAAAAACUAGUUAAAUCAUAAAAUAGAUGAGAAAAUGAAGAAAAAAACUCUUCUCCUGCUUAUUCCCCGACCUUCCAUUCUUCUUCUUCUUCUUCUUCUUCUUCGUACACCCUGACAGAUCGAUGAACCCAACGAGCUCAUAAGACCACCUCCCCCAUCCAUUGAUCAACCCCUUCAUCCACUUCAUAUCACCCUUUGACCGAACAGUCAUUGGUAGAAGAAAAAGGAUGAUGUUCGACGCGACGACGACAGCAUCAGCGAUAGGUGAGAAGUCAUCUCCGCUUUGCCCUAGCUCCGCUCAUCCCUUCAACUUCCUUUUGACGCAAGGCCAACAACAUUCAUCCCACUAUGUCCUUGGGCCCAGUAUGACCAGCAAACCCCGCUGCCGAUGACUCCCAAUUCUCCAAUCGGACUCACUUUCUUAUCCCCAACCUACCUACUCAUCACUGGCUUCGAUUCCCGCCACUCUGCCCCCAUCACCUGUUUCUUUGCGUUCCUCCACAAAGAUCUAACAAAUUCUUUUUGUUUCUAGGUUUUCGGAUCUAACAGAUCCUUUGAUAGAGGAGGCGAUGGAGGAAGGGGAAAGGCAGAGAGCCAAAUUAAAAAUAAAUUAAAAUAUAAAAAUAAAAUUUGAUGAAUUUUGUGAGGUGGAUGAUGACAUGGAUGUUGAGUUGGUCAGUUACAAUACGUUUGGUUAAUAAAUAGUAUUUCAAUAGGUUUGGAUAAAUAAAAGAAUAUGAAAAGG
This is a messenger RNA of Linum trigynum, 3575 nucleotides long. Lineage: Eukaryota; Viridiplantae; Streptophyta; Magnoliopsida; Malpighiales; Linaceae. The record is from the annotation of a GenBank genome assembly.